Paramecium octaurelia is the source of this 2704-nucleotide messenger RNA. The record is from the annotation of a GenBank genome assembly. NCBI's taxonomy places the organism in Eukaryota, Ciliophora, Oligohymenophorea, Peniculida, Parameciidae.
AUGUAAUAAAUUACAAAUUAGAAGUUUGAGUCACUCAGAGAACAACUGACCUCGUCUUAUAAACAAUCUCAAAUACUAUCUACUUAGAGACACCAAUGCUAGCUUUAUUAAUCUUCAAUUAUUAGGGGUGAGGACAGUUGUCUGGAAUAAAGUAAACUUGAACAAGAGUAAGAAUAGGAUUAAGAAUAAGGAACGUUGCCCUCUUCAAUAAGGUCUAUGAAGAAGAAAAAAUAAUAAGCUCGCGUGGUAUAGAUUUUACUCAUCCCUUUAGAUGGCAUCAUAAUAUAACUAAAAAGAAAUACUUUAAAGUACUAGCAAAAAAAGCAUAAUCCCAAAAAUCCUUAUAAUUUAGAGGAACUACAGGAGACAUUUAAAUAUGAAAUCAUUUCAUAAAAAACUUAAAUAACUUAGAAGCAGGAAAUUCGUAGUUGAUGAAUUUCACUAAAUAGAAAAGAAUUACAAUGAAGACUUAAAUAUCAUAGUUGGUAGAUUAAUACCAGAUAUUAAGUAAUAAGUUAAAAUGCUAUUUAGUUAGGCGUGAUUAAAUUUUAACUUAAGAUGAGUUGCUAUCUCUAUUUUUAAAUGUUGAACAAAUACAACAAUUAAAUUGCAAAUUUUAUAUCACAAUACAAUGUAAUUAAUAAUUCUAUCUAAGAAAUUUUACAAAAAUAUAAACACUUUCUUAUUAUUUCAUAAUAAUUCAAGAUUUAUAUCCCUUUUUUUAAAAUCUAUUAUGAUUACUGCAGCAGAUUUUAAUUAGAAAAUAUAAAUAAACUACGCAAUAGCAAAGUAGAUAAUUGUUUUUAUUUCUAGGCAGAAUUCAACUCAUACAUUCAAAAUAUAGAGGCGUGUGGAAUUCUUAAAGGCUUGACAUUUGAAUCCUUUCUUGUCAAACCUGUAUAAUAAUUACCCAGAUAUGUGUUGAUGAUAGAAAAAUUAGUUAAAUAUACAGAAUUGAAUCAUCCUGAUUACAAUGGUCUUAAAUAGAUACAAGAAUAAUUCUGUAAAAUCAAUGAAUAAAUUAACCAAAUGAUGAAUACGUAAUUAAUUUCAUUAUUAGCUUAAUAGAACUCAAAGUAAUUUGAAAUUACUGGCGUAAUUCGGAACAAUUGAUUAAUAGGAAAUUGAGAUGAUCUAAAAAAAGUAGCAAGAAGAAGAGCAAUUCCUAAAAAAAUUAUAAUAAUAAGUUUCUAUUUAGAUUGUUUCCACUUUCAAAUAGAAGGAUGGAAUCCAUACAUUCAUUGUCUACAUAAUCUAAGUAUUUGUAUCUUAAAUUAAAAAGAUUUAAAUCAAUACUUACAGAAUUAGAACAUAUCAAAGAUAUAGUGAUUUGAUUGAACUCCAAACAGCUCUAUUAGAUAGAAAUUUUAGAACUGAAUAAUUCUAAAGAAACUGUAUAAAUCUCAUAUCAGAAGACAAACUAAUCUAAGCUCGAUAAGAAUCCAUAUAAGAUUUCCUAAAAUCCAUAUUUUUUAAUACAUAAAUGAAAAAAUAUGAAGAUAUUCUCAUUUAGCAUCUAGAUCUCCCUGAAAACUUUUUUGCAAUAGAUAAAGAUCACAAUGAAACCUUAGUUACAAUGAGAGGUAGUUACACAACUUAGAUGAGAAAUACAUUGUUUUAGGAAGAUGAGUUUGAAAUUGUUGUAUUUUUACCAGACGAUAAAAGCAUUACUUUGUAGAUAACUAAACAUUGCAAAACUAUAGAUUUAAUAGAUACUGUUUGCAGGUCUAUAUUUUUAGAUAGAAACUUUGAUUUUAAAUUGAUGAUUCUACAAAACAAUACUUGCAGAUACUUAGAUGACAAUGAAGUUGUUUAUAAAGUAAUGAAAAAUUAUAAUCACAAAAAAAGAAGUAUUAUAAUAGAUGUAUUAUUUUUAGAUUUCCUGUCUAAAUUAUUAAAUGGGAUCUAUUAUUCAUUCAGUUCUCAGUAAUAACCGAAAUUUUAUUUGAAGAAAUAUCUGUAUCUUAGCUAUGAAAUUGAAUUUUAAGAAUUUAAUAAAAAUAAACGGAGAUCCCUUUUAUUAUUUUAUUAAGAAUUAUCUCAAUUAAAAUUCAAUCAUUCCAAUUUAAGCCAAAAAGAUUAUGUAAUACAAAGUGCAUUAGCAAUCUGUAUUCUAUAUAACAAUCAAAUACAUAAGAUUAGAACAUAUGAAUAAGUGAGAAUGCAUUGGUUUCAGAACUUUGUGCCUCUAUUAAUUCUAAAUAGUGUAAAGAAGGUAGAUUGGAGAAAAUAGAUCUUCUAACAAAUUAAAAGAAUAUUGAUUGAGUUGCAAGAAUAGUAAAAUUAACAAGAAUGCAAAAAUGAAAUAAGAAUCUUAGAAAUUUAAUUCCUUAAUAAUCUUUAUAAAUAAAAAUAGCAUGGAAUAAAGAUGUUCACAGUAAAAAUGAUGUAAAAUUCAUUUCUAAAAAAGUAAAAGAGAAUGCCUAUUAACAUUACACUUGGUAUUCUACAUAAUGAGAUCUUGAUCUUUGAAUUAAAUCAAUAAGUUCCAUUAAUGUAGUUCCCAAUUUAGUAAUUGCAGUAGAUAUCUAUUUAGAAUAGUGUAAUGGUAACUACUUUUCUUGAUGGAUACAUUACAUUUAAACAUUAAUCAAUUAUGGAAGUCUAUAGAUUAAUGGAAGAAUACUAACAAAUCAGUCUGUUAAAAGAUAAAUUAGGCUACCCAGAUACAGUAGAAACAAACGAUGUCAGUUAAAUUAGCUGA